Molecule: messenger RNA, 1899 nt
Organism: Phytophthora infestans T30-4
Lineage: Eukaryota; Oomycota; Peronosporomycetes; Peronosporales; Peronosporaceae
Exons: 4
Coding region: 169-1899 (576 amino acids)
Biological process (GO): chaperone-mediated protein complex assembly
Molecular function (GO): ATP binding
Source: RefSeq, a predicted model, not a curated record
AUAGUCCCGUUAGAUUUUAUGCCUCGAAUCGAUUAAGCGACGGUGUCCAUUUAGCGCGAGCCAGUCUCAGUUAUGCAAAACUGUAUCCAUUUCGUGGCUGCAACGUUACAGCCAAUCAGAAGCGACGGAACAAAAAGAUACUCGAUUGCCCGAAACGACACAAAAGUGAUGGGCUUCGCCGCCGAACUGGAGCGUGUUACUGAGGACUUGGCAGCGCUCUGCCGACGAAGCUUCGGACCUUGUGGAGAGGAGACGCUGCUGUUCCGCCCUCCAGAUGCACCGAUCGUCACAGGCGAAGGAAGCGCUGUUCUGGCGGCGUGGAAGCGCGGGCUCGAUUCAAAUGAUCCGCUGGCGAUCUUCCUGCUUACUGCUGCCAAUGGCGUGCAUCUGCAACUGGGAGACGCGUCUAGUGAAUUUAUUCUGCUGGUGGAUGCGGCUGUGAAGCAUGUAAGUGAGCAGCUGAGAAGAGAACAACAUGUGAGCUUAAUGGGUCGCGCUCGACUGUCGCGAGCUUUUGGUGAGCUGAAGUGGGACCUCCAACGCGAGAUGGAGAGACCAAACAUCAUUUGUGGCUUAAAAUUAGCCGUGCCAAUUCAACUGGAUGCCCAGACAAUGGAGCCGUCGCAUUCGUUUCGAGAUGCCAGUGCUAAUAUUUUGGUUUCUGCUCUCCGUGGGCUACUUGGCGAACAAAUAGUGGAUUUCGUGGUCGACUUAGUGCUCAAAUGGUUAUUCGCUAAGCUGUUUCGCCGUACACAGCAAUUUUUAAAGUGCGCGUCAGAUGCUAUUAUUUCCAUGACUGCACCCUCAGUAUACGCGUCGUACGUGGUUCCAAAUGACGAAUUUAUUCUGAAGAAAUCGGUGGUAGCGUCACAGCCUCCGGGAAUACUCGAUAGGUGUCGAGACACCACUCAGUUUGCAUGCUUCACUUGCCCCCUUUCGCUGUCUGCUGGCUCUAACAACGUCGAGCUCGCAGUGACUACAGACGAAGAAUUUUUCACAGCACACGAUGCGGCGCAUUUAUUCGUCUCGAGGUUUGUACGUCGCCUUCGAGAAAGGCUUUGCGUCCAGCUAAUCAUCAGCGUUGAGGCUCUCGAUGACAGUGUAAUUGCGGCCUGCACACGCCAGGGCAUUGCGUGCGUUCAACUGGCCGAGCCUAAAGAUGUCGAGGCGCUUUGCAUUCGCGCUGGGAUCUUUCCACUCGCUAGUGUCUUCGAUGAUAUCCGACCGACUGACCACAUUGGAGUGUGCACGAACGGAGUGUCUCGAGGGAGAUUCCAGCAACAAGCGUUUCCUCAGCUGUUGCUCCACGCGCCUACAAAAGGAGUCUACAAACAGUAUUAUGCUGCAAUUGUCAAGAGUCUGCGAGUGCUCAGAAGCUGGUGGGAGCCAGCUGAUCACUCCGCUUCGAUAGCUUACAGUUGCAGAGGUGGAGGAGCAACAGAACUAGCUGUGGCACGCUGGCUGCAAGAUAGCCGCAGCACCUUCUCCAGUGACGCCCUGCGUCGUGAUCCAAGUAUGUUUUCGAUGGCGAGAGAAAUUAUGGCCAACGCCCUCAUCGAAGUUGUUAGCAUUCUACGCAACAAUUUGACUGAGACCAGUUCAAGCGGAAAUGAUGAGCGAUCUAACCAGAGGCAGGUUCUCCUGGAUGCUUUCAGUAAUUUGAAUCUCAAGGACCGACAGAAGUUCCCUGGAUAUAUACUCGACUACUCGCGCGUCAUCGAGACACUGGCAGGGCCAAUUCAAAUCCCGGAGCUUGUAGUCGGUGAUCCUGCUACUUUUGGACUUGUGCAUCCGUGGAGACGUAUCGACACGCUCCUGUUUCUCGUCGUACAAACACUAGAGCAGCUACUCCGGAUCGACAAAGUUUUUCCGAUAACAUCUGCACGUACAACAGAAUAG